UUUGAGUUUAAUAUAAUAUUAAUUAUUAUUAUUACUAAAAGUGGUAUAAAAAAUAUACGCUAUACUUUUGUAUUGUAAAAACACUAAUUGAGCUUAAGUAAACAUUCAAGUUUUGAUAUUCGAGUUAACCGUAUUAACUGUCACUAAGUUACCUAUAAAUUAAUUACAUAGUUUUCUAUAUUAUAUAGAAAAAGAAUAGAGUUGAUCUGAGUACAGUAAUAAUAGUGUUUGUACAUUGUUAUAAUUAAUUGGAACUUUGGUUUAAUUUUUGUAAAAAUAAUCCUCAAAAGUUGGGUAGGUAAUUGGUAUUUAUAAUGCUUGCAAAAAUGUUCAAGAUUUAGACUUAUUACGAAUUGUUUUUUUUCUUUCGUUGACCAUCUUGAUAUGAAAUGCUUAAACUUCAAAUACUUUCUGGGAUGAAGGGGAAAAAGGAUCAGGAAUCAGAAACAAAUGACAAUGUAUGUCGUGAUUUCAUGCGCAAUGUGUGCAAUAGAGGCAAAUCUUGCAAAUUUUUUCAUCCUCCUGUCGAAGAGGAUAAGCGCAAAUAUGUAUUUUGCCAUGACUUUCAAAAUGGCAAGUGUAGUCGACAUGACUGCCGUUUCAUUCAUUGUUCUCGAGAGGAUGAGGAGUAUUAUAAUCGGACCGGACGUAUGGCACCAGAAGUGUUGAGAACAAUUGAAAUAACUGGUGCGCCUCCUUCUGAUGAUAUACCUAUUUGUAAAGAUUAUUUAAAAGGCAAUUGCCAUCGUAGCCAAGCUCAUUGUAAAUUUCGUCAUGUAGAUCAACCACUUGAUGUACCUGUUAGAGGUCCUAAUGGUCCUUUCAAUUCACCCCAGCCAGCGAUGCCACCUAACUUCGGUAAUGAGUUGUUCCGCAGACGCUUUGAUUUUGAUGAAGAGCCCGAUCCCAAGCGUAGGCGCUACGAAUUUGACAACAGAAUGCCGCUAGGGCGCCCAUUCCCCAAUCGCGACAUGGACUUUUCCGCGCCACCUGGGCCUGUGCAUCAACAGCCUUAUUGGCUGUUGCAAGAUGAGGUGGAAAUGUUGCGCAAGCGUGUGGCUGAGUUGAAAAAGCGCAAUGAGGAAUUGCAAGCGACUAACGAAUUUUUGUUGGAGCAAAAUGCACAGCUGCGCAUAAAUGAACAAGCGCCCCUACGCAGCACCCAGCAAAUGGUGAGCGCUAUACGCACCGUGACCACAGUCCCAGUCAGCUUGGCGGCGGUGGCUGCGGCCGGCACACCCGUGUCCAUAGCUACCGUCUCCAUGGCUCCAAUUCAGAUACCACCUGUUGUAUCUGGAUCUGGCCCGCCGCCCCUGCCGCAGCCAACUAACUCGCAGCCUUUGGUAUCUUAUCCUAUUGGCAGAUCGACAUCGGCCCAACACUAUAUCCAACCUUUAUGAACAGAGAAAAUGGAAACGUUGCUAAUAAGAAUUUUACAUUAACAAAACAAAGAAUGUACAAUUUAUGUUACAAUAAUAGAAUGUAAGAAAUACUUUUUUUUAAAUUUGAAUACCAAUAUAUUUUUGAUAUUGGAAAUAUAAAUGUAUAAAUUUAAUAAAACAAAUGUAAUUUAAUUCAUAUUCUUAAGCCAUUUGAAUUUUUAUUAUAAAUGUUAAAACAAAACAUUUGUUUUCUGAUGAAUAACACUAUUUGAAUUGCUAUUAAACUGUACAAAUUAGACAUUUAUAAAAUUUUAGUUAAGUAACACCGUUGAUUUUUCUUAUCAUAAUAUAUUGUUCGUUUAUAUUACGGUGAAGGUCCAUGAAAAUCAAUCUUUUAAAGCAAUACAUUGGUUUAAUGUAAAUAAAAUAUUUAGUAGAAAACAAAAAUUUAUCAUAGUGUCAUACUGACUUUUGUAUAUUUUAUUUUUCACCUUCAUUUCCUCUCAAUUAAUAUUUAUUUUGCUAAUGAAGGCUUACUAUUUGUAUUAGUAAUUACCCAUCUAUUUGUUACUAUAUUAUUUAAUAAUAUGAAGUACUACUAAUGUUUCCUUAUCUGAUAAUACAACAUGAAAUUAAUUUAUACAAUUUUAAACAGAUAUAUUCUAAAACUAUCACUUCUCCAUCAAUAAUUAAUUGUAUGUAUCACUGUGUCAAAGCUUUUAAUAUUAAUAAUAAAUAUCAUAAUUGGCAUAACAAUUUUGUGAGUUGUGUACAAUUUUAAUUUUUAAUAUAUUUUUUCUUUUUGCACCUGCUACUUUUAAAUGUAAAUCAUUGAUUUUUAUUCUAAUUCAUAAUAUUCUUAUUUAAAAAUAUAUUAUUUGAUUUUAA
Messenger RNA from Aphis gossypii (cotton aphid), 2270 nucleotides. RefSeq names its product zinc finger CCCH domain-containing protein 10-like. Lineage: Eukaryota; Metazoa; Arthropoda; Insecta; Hemiptera; Aphididae. The transcript is spliced from 4 exons. Gene Ontology annotation, molecular function: metal ion binding. Bases 390 to 1400 code for a protein of 336 amino acids. The record is from RefSeq and is a predicted model, not a curated record.